Molecule: messenger RNA, 1581 nt
Organism: Fonsecaea multimorphosa CBS 102226
Lineage: Eukaryota; Fungi; Ascomycota; Eurotiomycetes; Chaetothyriales; Herpotrichiellaceae
Exons: 2
Coding region: 1-1581 (526 amino acids)
Cellular component (GO): cytosol; nucleus
Molecular function (GO): RNA 7-methylguanosine cap binding; mRNA binding
Source: RefSeq, a predicted model, not a curated record
AUGGCUCUAGCUAUGCAGUCUGCAAUGUCCGGCGCGGCGCAGGACGCCGACCUCAUGGAUAUUGACAUUGACAUGGACAUGGAUGAUCAAGGACCGCCUCUUGAUGAUGAGUUCCAACUUGAAGAAGGCGAAGAACCCUCAUUUGUCCCCUCCGGCGCGCCCGCUGCCACCGACUCCUCCGCCCUCAUCCCAGCCAUCUACACCGAAGACCCGGCUCUCGAACCGCAAUGGAACAAAGUCCACAUUCGCGGCGUCGACGAAAUGCACACGAACGACAUCCUCGCCUUUGUACACGACCACUUUAGUGAAGUCGGAGACGAUGUACACGUCCAAUGGAUCGAUGACACCUCUGCCAACAUUUGCUUCAAUGACAGCGACACUGCCAAACGAGCACAGCUGGCAUUUCUCGCGAACCCCAUUACGAUUGAAGAACUAACAGACAACCCGUUCGAAGUGCGCGCUGCGAAACAACUGGCUAGCAGGCCAGGAAGUAUGCUUGUGGUUCGCGUUUCUCAGCAGGGUGACAGGAAGAAGAAAGGCGCCAGAGACGCGAGCAGAUACUAUCUCAUGCACCCGGACCAAGAUCCCACUGAACGAAUGCGGAAAGAAUUCGAAAACAGUCGUGGUGAUUACCGGCGCAGGAGAUUUGACGACCGCGAACUCCACAGACGGAGGAGAGACAAUGACCGUGCGACCGGUGAUGAUGCGGGAGGGUUUUCGGCAAAUAUGUACGAUGAUGCACCCACUACGGACACAGAGGUCAAUAGAGCAAGAGGGCGAGAUCUGUUUUCACGCGUCACAAAGGCGAGACGACGGAGCGCUAGUCCGGGGGCACGAACACGUGGCAGCGAUGAAAUCGACAUCUCAGAUUCGGAUGACGACGGACGGACUCGACGGAGAGGCUAUCGCGAUCGCGGUGACCGCAUGCGCUCCAAUGCAGGAAAAGAACUGUUUGGAUCGUCCACCUCGGACCCCAAGAUCGGCGGUGGUUUACGAUCCGACAGACUCGAACUCUUUCCCAACAAAUCUUCGGAUGUAGACACCUCGAUGUCGAGUCCUGCACCACCUAGACCAGCCAUCGACGCCGCACAGAAUCGUGCCAAUACCGCCGCAGCGAAGCGCCUGAAGGCCGAUCUUUUAUCCGCCGCGCAAACGUCCCCACGUUCAAAUCACCGCAGAAGCCAUGCCAUGGACGCCAAAAACGAAGAGAAUCUCGCAGAGAGGUUUGCCAGAAAGAGUAUUUCGAUCGACAGCACCAAGUCAUCGACGAGAAAUGGUGGGGCGUCAAAUGCAGGAGUUGAAUUGUUUCCGUCGUCGAGUAGUGGCGCAGGAAAUGCUGGCGGCGGUCUAUCUAUCAAAGGAUCGUCGUCCGAGAACGGAGGAGGAGGUCCAGGGGGAGGAGGGUUCAGUAUCAAAGGCGCUGGCGGGCUGAGCAUCAAAGGCCGCGCUCUCGAAGUCAAAGAGCUGUUCCCCAAUCAGUACAGUCGGAACAGCAACGGGAGGAAUGAGGGAAAGGAGCUGUUCGACGAGCCGGUGAGGGAGAAGCGGGUGAGGAGGAGAGCAGGAGACCUGUUCGACUGA